CAAUCGUUAAUGAAUGCCUGGAGAGGAAGCAUCCGUUCCAAAAUAAUUCUACUCCAGCUCACAUCACGCAAGGUAUAGAAAUAGAUUUGUAUUUUAGUGCCUUCUCCAAGUCAUUAUUAAAUCAAGAAAAAAGGGACGAAAUGGCUGAAGACAAGAAAGUACUGGCUCAAACUGUCUACCUGGAGGCAAGAGGUGAAAGCGAGAAAGGUUGGAAAUGGGUGGCUUGGGUUAUCAAAACCAGAGCUGCACUAGGUGCCAAUGGAGUUACAUACUGGGGAAAAACGGUACAAACUGUUUGUGUGAAGGGUCAGUUUGAGUGCUAUGAUGCAGGAAAAGAUACAACCAUUAAGGACAACGAACUUUACAAGAAGAUCAAAGCCGUGACCGACGCUGUUUACGAUGCAGAAUUUAGCACUGACCCGACGAGGAAAGCGGAUCAAAAUCGUGGCGCAGAUCACUACCAUAAUCCAAACACACAAGGUGAAUGGAAAAAAUCAGAGGGGUGGAGGGCCAAUUGCGAUAAGGUGGCCACCAUUGGGAACCAUGUUUUCUACCGAUCCAAAAACCUCUAUGACGGCAGUGGGAAGGAAAUUACAUCCACUUGAAUUAAUUAUCAGCUCUGACUCGGGCUAUGUGAAGCUAUGCUUAUAUAUUACAUAAUAAAACCAAUUAGACAAAAUGGGAAACAACUGGCCUUACGUAAGAAAUUCUUAGGCGCUACUAAAUAUUGAUAUGGCUUGGUUUAACCAAGCCAAUUGAAUUAAUUCUAGCAUCCCUGCCAGCUCUUAUAUAAUACUAGUACUUCAAGCCCGUUAUAACGGGCCUAGAACUUGAACUAUAUCCCGAGCAUCACUUAUAAUAAAU
Messenger RNA from Folsomia candida, 864 nucleotides. RefSeq lists its product as uncharacterized. The transcript is spliced from 3 exons. Lineage: Eukaryota; Metazoa; Arthropoda; Collembola; Entomobryomorpha; Isotomidae. Bases 141 to 605 code for a protein of 154 amino acids. The record is from RefSeq and is a predicted model, not a curated record. Gene Ontology annotation, molecular function: hydrolase activity.